Messenger RNA from Nicotiana attenuata, 4780 nucleotides. RefSeq names its product pentatricopeptide repeat-containing protein At5g55840. The record is from RefSeq and is a predicted model, not a curated record. Gene Ontology annotation, molecular function: protein binding. Lineage: Eukaryota; Viridiplantae; Streptophyta; Magnoliopsida; Solanales; Solanaceae. The transcript is spliced from 6 exons. Bases 99 to 3437 code for a protein of 1112 amino acids.
CAGCUGUCAGUACCAUUUUCCAUUUGGCUUCUGCAGAAUGUAACACAAAAACAGUACCGCUACACCGAAAGUCAAAAACAAAAUUAACCAUUGACGCGAUGCGUUUGCGGUUUAGAGCUUUCUCUCAAAUGGGGUUCUCUAGAAAAGUUCGCACAGCAAAUAAUUAUCCAGUGAACACCCACGCAGCAAGUGAAAAAAUGGAGAAGAGCAUCUACACUAUUUUAACCCUGGACCGUUGGCACUCGCUCAAUCAUAUGGGGUAUAAAAUGGCUUCACUGAGGCCAAUUCAUGGGAAGUUAGCUCUGAAAUUUUUGAACUGGUUUAUUAAGCAACCCGGUUUAGAAUUCAGUCACAUUAUUCAUAUGUAUGGUAUAACUACCCACAUACUCGUUAGAGCUAGAAUGCAUGACUAUAUUAAGUCAAUUUUGAGGCAUUUAUCUGACAUUGGUGUUACGCCAAGUUCUGUUUUUGAGUCUCUUAUGGAUACAUAUCGUCUUUGUAGUUCGAACCCUUCUGUUUUUGAUAUUUUAAUUAGGGUUUAUGUGAGAAAAGGUGCACUUAAAGAUGCUCUUCAGAUUUUCCAUUUGAUGAGUUCUCGAGCAUUUAAACCGUCGGUUUACACUUGUAAUAUGCUCUUAGCUGCGAUGGGGAAGCAGCAGAAUGCUGAGUGUGUAUGGUCGUUUUUCAAAGAAAUGCUUGCUAAACGUGUUUGCCCUAAUGUUGGUACAUUCAAUAUACUUUUACAAGUUCUUUGUGCCAAAGGAAAGGUCGAGAGAGCGAGUUAUUUGCUUGCAAAGAUGGUAGAGAGUGGUUAUAACCCUGAUGUGGUUACUUAUAAUACUUUGCUUAAUUGGUAUUGCAAAAAGGGCAGGUAUAAAGCAGCUUUAGAAUUGAUCGAUUGCAUGAAUUCUAAGGGUCUUGAGGCUGAUGUUUGUACGUACAAUAUGUUUAUAGAUGACUUAUGUAGGAAUAAUAGGAGUUCGAAAGGUUAUUUAGUAUUGAGGAAGAUGAGGAAGAGAUUGAUUGUUCCGAAUCAUAUCACUUAUAACACUCUUAUUAACGGGUUUGUGAAAGAGGGUAAGAUUGAUGUUGCAAUGAAGAUUUUUCAUGAGAUGCUGACAUUAAAUCUUUCACCAAAUUGUAUCACUUUCAAUGCUUUGAUUGAUGGGCAUUGUCGAGCAGGAAAUCUUAAAGAGGCUCAAGAAAUGCUGAAUGAAAUGGAGCUAAGAGGUUUAACGCCCAAUGAAGUUAGUUAUGGGGCUCUCUUGAACGGUUUCUGCAAGCAUGGCAUAUUAGAUUCUGCAAGAAAUAUCCUCAAGAAGAUGAAGUUUGAUGGAUUAUCUCCUAAUCAUAUUGCAUAUACAAUGUUAAUAGAAGGGAUGUGCAAAAUGGGGUUACUUGGAGAAGUUGUACCUUUACUUGAGGAAAUGUUUGAGAGGGGUAUAUGUCUUGAUGUUGUUGCAUACUCAGUGCUUCUAAAUGGAUUUUGUAAAGCUAGAAUGCUAAAUACAGCAAUGGAAAUAUUAAGUAAGAUGUACAGGUUUGGAGUUUUUCCAAACGAUGUGGUAUACUCUACUUUGAUCUACAACUUCUGUAAGCAGCAAGAUCCCCUAAAAGCAAUCAGAGUCUAUGCAAUGAUGCAAAAAUCAGGCCAUAUUCCUAACACUUUCAUAUGCAACUCACUAAUAUCUUCUCUUUGUACAUGUGGAAGAGUAAGAGAGGCAGAGGAUUUCAUGCGUCACAUGCAUAAGAUUGGUCUUGUUCCCAGUUCUAUUGCUUUUACUUCUGUUAUUGAUUGCUACGGAAGUGUAGGUGAAGGGUUAAAAGCACUAUCCUGGUUUGACGAAAUGAUUAACUUGGGUAGUCAGCCUAGCUUGUACACCUAUGCAAGCUUACUUAAGGGAAUAUGCAGAGGAGGAAACCUUACAGAGGCACUUGGAUUUUUUGAUAGACUCCGUGGAAUUUGCUGUGCUACAGAUGUUGUUGUCUACAACUCAUUGCUGGCUGAGCUCUGUAAGUUAGGCCACUUCCACAUGGCAUUAAUCCUUAUUGAUGAGAUGGUUCAGAAUAACGUGCUCCCUGAUAGUCAUACAUACACCAAUCUCCUAGCUGGCUUGUGUGGGAAGGAUAAGUUGGUUGCUGCAAUUCUUCUGUUGGGAAGAGCAUUAAAUAGAGGAAACCCCUCUUCAAACCAGGUCAUGUAUACGUGUAUCAUUGAUGGUCUUUUCAAGAGUGGCUUGCCUAAGGUUGCCCAUUACUUCUAUGAUGAGAUGACAAGGAGUGGACUUACCCCAGAUACAGUGGCACUGAAUGUGAUGAUGGAUGGUUACACAAAACAUGGUCAAAUGGAUAAGGUUAGCAGUUUCAUUUCUACAAUGAGACAGAGAAAUCAAAUGCCUUCCUUGGCUACAUACAAUAUUCUAUUACGAGGCUACUCGAGACAGAAAAACAUAUCUGAGUGCUCUAAGUUAUAUCAGUCACUUAGAAAAAAAGGUUUUGCUCCAGAUAAAUUAACAUGCCAUUAUGUGAUUCGUGGACUCUGUGAGUCGAGCCUGCUGGAUAUUGGAGUUAAGUUUAUGAUAAAGAUUAUUGUGGGAGGAACAGUGGCAGAUAAAUUCACAUUCAACAUGAUUAUCAGUAAAUAUAGUGAAAGGGGUGAGAUGAAGAAGGCCCUUGAUCUACUUACUUUAAUGACUGCCGUUGGUGUUUCUCCUGAUGGAGACACUUACAACUCAAUAUUUAAGGGACUGAAAAGAACAUUGGACUUCGAAAAUUCACGUCGUCUCUUGCAUAAAAUGUUCGAAGAGGGUUUCAUCCCAAUUGACAGACAAUAUAGUAAUCUAAUCACUAGUAUGUGUAAAGUUGGAGAUGUAAAAGGAGCAUUCAAAGUAAAAGAUGAAAUGGAGUUGUUAGGUGUUAGUUCCCGUAAUGUAGCUGAGGGUGCGAUUAUACGGGGGCUUGUGCAUCGUGGGAAGAUGGAGGAAGCAAUGCUGGUACUUGAAUGUAUGCUUCGGGUGCAUCUAAUUCCAACUGUUGCCACGUUCACAACUGUUAUGCAUGGACUUUGCAAAAGUUCUAAGGUCUCUGAGGCCUUAAAAUUGAAAGCGACAAUGGACCUUCAUGGUGCAAAGCCAGAUGUUAUUGUUUACAAUGUCCUGAUAACAGGCCUUUGUGCUGGUGGCUGUAUUGAUCAUGCGUUUGAUCUCUAUGAGGAGCUGAAAGAGAGGAGUCUGUGUCCCAAUGUUACAACUUUUACAGUUCUUGUCAAUGCCGUCUGUUCUGCAAACGAUCUUGCAAAGGGUGAAAGUCUUCUAAGUGAUCUGCAAGAGAGAGGAUUGGCAGGUGAAUAUUCAAGCACCGAAGCCUUAUGUGAAAGAUUGACAGUCGUGAGAGAGAAGCUAAAUGCUUUAAGAAAGAAGAAAAAGAAAAGAAGAUAAGUAUUGCUGUAGAAAGACGAAAAGCUGAUCAAUUUAACACUGGGAACAUUUAUCUUGCUUGCUGGAGAUAAGGUCUCCAUGGCGGUCGGUCUCUAACUUAAACCAGCUUCAAUAAUUGAAAUCAGGCUAUCUGUUACAUCUGCAGCUUGAACUUUGGUCGCUUCUACCUUUUGAAGGCUAUUUCUGCGUUUGAUAUCCUUUAAGAUAUCCGUCAUACAAGGUGGUUAUAAGAAUUAUUCUGCAGUUCACGAGGUGGUGUACUGUAUACCGACACUGAUCUGUCAGAAUAGCUUAAGUGCUCACAACAGGUGAAUAUUGUGGCUAGGUUAGCCGAAAGAUGGUUAUCGGUUCAAGAACGUAAGGUGUCCCUGCUUUGUCAGGGUAAGAAGGGGUAGAGAAAAUGCCUUGAGCCAAUGUUCGAAUACCAGGCGCUACGGCGCUGAAGUAACCCAUGCCAUACUCCCAGGAAAAGCUGGAACGACUUUGAGUUGAAAUCUUGCAUAAAUCACAGCGGAGCUUCAGCAUUACUAUAAAGAAGGCCAAUUGUGAAACAUAGGUGCUGUUCUCCGACUCUCUGCUAAAGUUCGAACAAAUCCUGCAUCCACUGACUUUCUGAAGUAGAGAUAAGGUAUUUGACAGUUCAUUAGCAUGACAUGCUCUACUGGUGACAAGCUUUUUCUUGUAGCUCGUUUCUCAACACCUCUGUCCAAAACAUAAUAAGGAAAAAAAGGCAGGUCAUAUGGAGAUGAUGUGGAUGGAUCAUCAGGAAACCAUUUAUGGACUUAAUUACCUUGGAGACUGCAUUCUCCAGACUUUUUGAAGCCAGUUUAUAACAGAUCUCCUUUUUAAGACUGGUUGAGUAUCGGAGUAUUGGAUGCUGAGAAGUCAUGAUCUUAAAGGUCAUGAUAUACGAUCAUCAGCCCCAGCUUGUUCUCGAUUUGCAGGAAGAUGAACUCAGUAGCAAUGGCAGCUGCACUUCUCCUCAGACAGUUUACUGAGACCCCAUCAUAUCUGCAAAUUCUCAACAAGGCAGCUCGAUAUAUGGUGUACCGCAACAUCUUUAACAUAUGUAAACCUAAUAAUGAAGGCAUGCAGCUGGAUAAAGGUGUGGGUCAUCAACUUGCAGCCAUAUCUGAGGCAAUAGGAGGAAGUCUGGCGGAGAGAUAAAAUGUGAAAUGCCCAUUUGCUUUAGCUUAUUUUCUUUACUAGGUUGGCUCGGCCCGUGCCGGCACGGGCCCAACAAAGUAAGUAGACGAUAUUGUAUGCUAAUUGGUAGAUGACUAUUUACAUAUGGUUUUGAUCAAAAUAUACAUUUACAUACAUGAGAGCGUCAGAUUUAGGGA